Messenger RNA from Prosopis cineraria, 1457 nucleotides. RefSeq names its product dihydroflavonol 4-reductase-like. NCBI's taxonomy places the organism in Eukaryota, Viridiplantae, Streptophyta, Magnoliopsida, Fabales, Fabaceae. Gene Ontology annotation, molecular function: dihydroflavanol 4-reductase activity. The coding region runs from base 183 to 1202 and encodes 339 amino acids. Gene Ontology annotation, biological process: anthocyanin-containing compound biosynthetic process. The transcript has 6 exons. The record is from RefSeq and is a predicted model, not a curated record.
CAGUCUUUAUCUAUUCCACUCCGCUCAACUUCACACUAUAACGACUCCAUCUCUAUAAAGCCCUGCCUUUUCAAUCCAUACACACACACAUAUAUAUAUGUACCAUCCUUAACCUUCAAUUGACUUUUCGUUCCCAAUAUAUAACUUAACACCGAAAGAGAGAGUGAGUGAAGGAGAAUCAUAUGGGUUCAGUGUCGGAGACCGUUUGUGUCACCGGGGCAUCCGGCUUCAUCGGUUCGUGGCUCGUCAUGAGACUGCUGGAGCGCGGCUACACUGUUCGGGCCACCGUGCGCGACCCUGGUAACGUGAAGAAGGUGAAGCAUUUGCUGAAGCUGCCAAAAGCCGACGUGCAACUUACUCUGUGGAAGGCCGAUCUUGCCCACGAGGGAAGCUUCGACGACGCCAUCAACGGCUGUGCCGCAGUUUUCCAUGUCGCCACUCCUAUGGAUUUCGAAUCCAAAGAUCCUGAGAAUGAAGUGAUAAAACCAACGAUCAAUGGUUUAAUAAGCAUCAUGAAAGCAUGCCUCAAGGCCAAAACUAGAAGAUUGAUAUUCACAUCCUCCGCCGGAACCGUUGAUGUCACGGAGCACCAAAAACCUGUGUUCGACGAGACUUGCUGGAGUGAUGUCGAGUUCUGUCGCAGAGUAAAGAUGACUGGUUGGAUGUAUUUCGUUUCAAAGACGCUUGCAGAGCAAGAGGCAUGGAAGUUUGCCGAAGAGCAUAGCAUGGAUUUCAUCUCUAUAAUUCCUCCUCUCGUGGUUGGCCCGUUUCUCAUGGAUUCAAUGCCUCCUAGUCUUAUUACCGGCCUUUCUCUCAUCACCGGGAAUGAAGCGCAUUAUUCAAUCAUAAAGCAGGGCCAAUUUGUUCACUUAGAUGACCUUUGUAUGGGUCAUAUAUUCUUGUUAGAGCAUCCUGAAGCAAAAGGAAGAUACAUGUGCUCUUCCCAUGAUGCCACCAUUCAUGACGUUGCAAGAAUGCUUAGUCAAAAAUACCCAGAAUACAAUAUCCCCACCAAGUUUAAGAAUAUACCAGAUGAGUUGGAGAUUAUCCGCUUUUCUUCCAAGAAGAUAAAAGAUUUGGGAUUCCAAUUUAAAUACAGCUUAGAGGACAUGUUCACCGCAGCUGUUGAUACCUGUAGAGAGAAAGGGCUUCUUCCUAAGCCUGCAGAAAUCCCUGUCAAUGGCGCCGCUGAUCAGAAAUGAUUUGGGAUAUGUACCCUCGUGGCGUGUUCGCAGUAGUCUUGGUUCUUCUAUUCAGUUUUUGGUAUUCUAAAUUAUGGUUUGGGAUAUGAGAGUGUGUGUGUGUGGGGUGGUUCCGAAAAUAAGAAUGGCUUAGGACACGAAGAAACUGUUGUUGUCUUCGUCUAACGCUUGGAUUCGUUCCACAUUACUCGAUGCAACUUUGUGUAUUUCUCUUGCUCAAUUUUACUCUUCGGAGAUCGGAUCUUUUCUUGAUUU